AUGCCUAAUCGUGGACCAGUUUAUCAGCCUACAACAGAAAGUUAUGAACCCCAAACUGAGUGGAAUAGCCCCUCAGGCCUUUUAUCACAAACGACCACAUCAAUAGGAAGAGCCAGAUGUUUACAAUGGGUUACUUUAGGUUUAGGUGUUCUGGGGUCAGUAGCUCUUUCAAAAGAUGAAUCUGAAAGUUCUACAUCAGAUAUAGUUGUAUUAGUUAUCGGAAAUUGCAGAGGAUGUCCUAGAAUAAUAAUUAAAGAUAAAAGGAUUUCUCAUCAAAUGAGAGAUUCUCAAAGUGUUAACGGUCAAGCAAUGAAUCCAUCGACAGAUUUUCUGGUAACUACACAAUAUGCACCUGUUUCUGAAAUUUCAUAUCAGCCUCCAGUUGUUUCUGAAGAAGAAGAAACUAGGAAUAAUGAAGAUAGUGAAAGAAUAUUAGAAAAGGAUCCAAGAAUUGUUUUACGCCCUCUUAGCAAAGUAGAAGAAUUUCAAGAUACAGAAGUCAUUCCAUUACUCGUUUUUGAAUGUCAGUCAUUGUAG
Molecule: messenger RNA, 537 nt
Organism: Pediculus humanus corporis (human body louse)
Lineage: Eukaryota; Metazoa; Arthropoda; Insecta; Psocodea; Pediculidae
Exons: 5
Coding region: 1-537 (178 amino acids)
Source: RefSeq, a predicted model, not a curated record